Hydra vulgaris (swiftwater hydra) is the source of this 904-nucleotide messenger RNA. Its product is annotated as N(G),N(G)-dimethylarginine dimethylaminohydrolase 1. The record is from RefSeq and is a predicted model, not a curated record. Lineage: Eukaryota; Metazoa; Cnidaria; Hydrozoa; Anthoathecata; Hydridae. Gene Ontology annotation, molecular function: amino acid binding; dimethylargininase activity. Gene Ontology annotation, biological process: positive regulation of nitric oxide biosynthetic process; arginine metabolic process.
UUUAACUAAAUAAAUUUAAAUGUAAAUUGAGUUCGUAAAAAUCAAAAACUUAGAAAGAAUGAAGUAUUUAAAAGCGCUUUGCAGAAAAAUUCCUCAAUCCAUUAUUGACUUUGGUCUGCGUCAAAGAAAACCGAGUGUUCCUUUUAAUUAUGAACUUGCAGUUAAGCAGCAUGAACAGUAUAUAAAUGCAUUACGAAACGCUGGAAUAAAAGAUGUAACUGUUCUUGAAAGUGAUGAAGUUUUGCCAGAUUGUGUGUUUGUUGAAGAUUUAGCGAUUGUGAUUGGUCAAACAGCUUUGAUUACGCAUCCAGGAGCGCAUUCAACGAAGCUGGAAACAAAUGAAGUUUUAAAACAUUUUGUAAGUGAUGAUUUAAUUGAAACAGUUCAUAUAAUGAAAGCGUCAGCGUGUUGCGAUGGUGGAGAUGUUUUGUUUACAGGUAAAGAGAUAUUUGUUGGUAUCUCAGAAAGAACAAAUUUGGAAGGGAUGGAUACAAUUAAAAAAACUUUUUCAAACUUUCCUGUUCAUGCUCUAAAUAUUGGAUCAGAAAAGGUUCAUUUGAAAAGUUUUUCAAGUAUGGUGGGCGAAAACGGUAUUGUUUUUGGAAAAAGUGAAAUUUCUCAACGUGUCAAAAAAGAACUUAUUAGUAAAGCUACCGAAAAAUAUGAUAUCUAUGAUGUUCCUGAAGAUUAUGCAGCGAAUGCAAUAUAUGCUAAUGAAGUAUUAAUACACCGUUCAGCUGAUGAGUUUCCAGAAAGCGUUGAACUCUUCAAUAAAUUGCCUAUUAAAAAUAAGAUAUCACUAAACUGUUCUGAACUAAUGAAAAUUGAUGGCGCUCUCACAUGCUGUUCAAUUUUAUACUAAGCAGAACAAAGUUUUGCUUGUUUUAAAUAGUUUUCAUAUUUU